Canis lupus familiaris (dog) is the source of this 2058-nucleotide messenger RNA. RefSeq names its product G-patch domain and ankyrin repeats 1 (gene GPANK1). The transcript has 3 exons. NCBI's taxonomy places the organism in Eukaryota, Metazoa, Chordata, Mammalia, Carnivora, Canidae. The record is from RefSeq and is a predicted model, not a curated record. Gene Ontology annotation, molecular function: nucleic acid binding; protein binding. The coding region runs from base 822 to 1877 and encodes 351 amino acids.
CUCCUUGCUUGCGGGACGUGGGAAGAGUGGGCUGGGCUGAGGUGAGCGGUGUGAGAAUUGGGACGGCCUGUGCGCUAACCUGAAGUGGCGCCAGCCAUUCUGCUGCUCGUCCCCUUGCACUUUUCCAUCUCCUCUCAGAGCUUGAAUGGGGCCUUCUGCUGCGGGCACUAAGUGUGACCUUCGAACCCUGCUCAGAAUAAUGGUGAGGGGUGGCGUGACGUUAUUUCACUUCACGGCUUCGGGGCAUUCCACAGGUUUCCUCCCGCCUUCUCAGAGCCCUCCUUAACUCGGUGGUUUCGCAGGUCCAAAAACUGCGCUCGGAGUGGGGGGCCACGUUCCGGGAGGCGAAGGGCAUUGUGGGGCGUUAUGUAGAAGUAGGACCCCAACCGACAGAGCCUCUGUCCUCGCGCUGCCUGGGCACGUGGCAUCCUGGAGGGUCCCACCGUGCGAAGGCUCAGCCUGGCGCUUCGCACACGCCCGCACCCUCAAGUUCUGCUUUGUGGUGGUUGAUUUUUUUUUCAGUCACACAUGUGUGUCUGGGUCGUGUGGCUAUUGGACUGGCAGCACCUUUGCUUAGAUAAAAUUUUUGUGGUACAGAGACCCUGUGGGGUCUCCACAGAGACUGGAGUUUCUCCCCCAAAUCUUCUUCUUGCAUCCGGAGAAGGUUAAAAGUCUGUUUUUGUUUGGAAAGACCCUACCCUGACAUAGGAUCAAGGAAGAUUUAAAGGGCUAGGCUGAUUGUUUUCUUAACUGCACGUCUUACCUGGUGAUCAAGUAGUUUGAGAGAGAAGCUGUUUUUACUUAUUGUUCUCCCAAAAGCCAUGUCCAGGCCCUCCCUCAUCACCUUCACCCCGGCCACCAACCCCAGUGACCUCUGGAAAGAUGGGCAGCAGCAGUCACAGCCUGAAGAGCUGGAGCCCACCCUGAAUGGGGCUGCAGCCCGGGCUUUCUAUGAGGCCCUGAUUGCAGAAGAGAGCAGCAUCCCUGCAUCCCAGAGAUCUCAGCCUGAACCUGACAGGAAAAGAAAGAGGAAGAAGAGAAGAAUGAUGGGGGAAGCUGCUGUAGGAGCCUCAGCAGGACAUGGACAAAGGAGAUCCCUUGAGGCAGAGGACAAGAUGACCCAUUGGAUACUGAGGGCAGCCCAGGAGGGUGACCUAGCAGAACUAAGAAGGCUCUUGGAUCCCCACGAGGCAGGGGGAGCGGGGGGCAAUAUCAAUGCUCGGGAUGCCUUCUGGUGGACCCCCCUGAUGUGUGCUGCUCGAGCAGGCCAGGGGGCUGCUGUGCGCUAUCUCCUGGGCCGUGGAGCUGCCUGGGUGGGUGUCUGUGAGCUGGGUGGCAAGGAUGCUGCUCAGCUGGCUGAAGAAGCGGGUUUUCCUGAGGUGGCGCGCAUGGUCCGAGAGAGCCACGGAGAGACGAGGAAUCCAGAGAACCGGUCCCAAUCCCCUUCCUUCCAGUACUGCGAGACCUGCAAUGCUCACUUCCAAGACUCUAAUCAUUGGACAUCCACUGCUCACCUGCUGUCACUGCCUCGUGAUCUCAGGUCCCCCAACCUGCCCCUUGGGGUGCCCGCCUCCAGCCCAGGCUUUAAGCUGCUGCUGAGGGGAGGCUGGGAGCCUGGAAUGGGGCUGGGACCCCGGGGUGAGGGCCGCACCAACCCCAUCCCCACUGUCCUCAAGAGGGACCAGGAAGGAUUAGGCUACAGAUCGGUGCCCCAACCCCGAGUCACACACUUUCUGGCCCGAGAUACUCGGGCCAUAGCUGGGAGGGAGAGAGCCCCUCGGGUGACCACACUGAGCUGGAGAGAGGAGAGAAGGCAGGAGGAGAAAGACAGGGCCUGGGAGUGGGAUCUGAGGACAUACAUGAACCUUGAGUUCUGACCUUGGUAAGGUCUGAUCCUGAUCUAUUGCUGAAGUCUGAACUUGGACCUAGGCACUUUAGCUUUUACUUCUGGGGGUCUGUCCAGGUUCCAAACACUCAGAUUGUAGUCAGUGGGCUCUGCCUUUCGGAGAGAGAAGCUGAGAGCUGAAAAAUAAAUCAAAUUUCUUCUUUUGUGUUUUA